AUGCGAGAUAAGCUUUUCAUCAAUAAGGAUGAUACAUCUCCGUCGUUAGCCAUUAGGCUGACUACUAGAGCAAUGCGGUUGCUUUUUCUUCUGAAAAUGUUUCAAUAUACAUUCCUAGAAUUUGAACUAUUGUUUGUCCUCCCCAAUGGUAGUGCGAAACUUAUAGCAUACGUGGUAUAUUCGAUCUUUGUCUCCGCUUGGGGUUUUUUAGUGUGGGCAGAAAGAGGAUAUAGAAAUAAGAUGAACCUGCAGCCUUCAAGAUGCACAAAAAUAAAGUGCUCUUGCUGUAAUUCAAGGAAGAAGCAUCCUAGAUGGUUCAAAUAUAAGAACUGGAUGUACUUUUUACUAUUAUAUCUUUCUCUAGUAUAUGUGAAUUACAUGACUCAAUUGCUUCUUACUGGAAAAAGGGUAGUUAGUGAAGGAAUACAUUUUUUUUUAGGAAGACAUGGCAAGUACGUGACUUGUGAAGAAAUUUCAUCCUAUAUAUGGCAGUUGCAUAUCGGUGCCGUGCUAAUUCAUUUCAAGACAUCCCGUCUAUUCAAAAAUUACUACUUGCAUAACGGUCCUUUUGAAGCCGAUGAUAGAAGUAUUACGAAUGAAAAAGAAAUCAGUGAAUGA
Saccharomyces kudriavzevii IFO 1802 is the source of this 618-nucleotide messenger RNA. RefSeq lists its product as uncharacterized. Bases 1 to 618 code for a protein of 205 amino acids. The record is from RefSeq and is a predicted model, not a curated record. The transcript has a single exon. NCBI's taxonomy places the organism in Eukaryota, Fungi, Ascomycota, Saccharomycetes, Saccharomycetales, Saccharomycetaceae.